ACGCAGAAACAAAAGAAACAAAAUUUAGCUCGGUUCCCUUCUAUUAUUCCGAAAUCUCGAGGAUGUUAUUGCAAUAGUAUCGCCGAAGAUGAUCUAAAAUCACCCGGUGAACUUCGUAUGUUGUUACAACAAAUUAAAGAGAAAAGAGAGAAUAAAAUCAGAAUAGGUUUAGCUAAUCUAGAACCUAUCCCACACAAAAUAAAUAACAUUAGCGCUCGCGAAAUCCACAUCAUGCGUCCUACAUUUGUCAUGGUAUUUGAUUCUUUGCGUAGAAUACAAGAAACUACUCUUAAACAAUCAUCUGGGCGAAAUCUUAGUGAAGCAACCAGAAGGACUGUUGAUAUAAUGAACA
Molecule: messenger RNA, 352 nt
Organism: Dentiscutata heterogama
Lineage: Eukaryota; Fungi; Glomeromycota; Glomeromycetes; Diversisporales; Gigasporaceae
Source: the annotation of a GenBank genome assembly